AUGAAAAAAGCUGAAUCAGAGAAGAGAAAAUGCAAAAAUGAAGAAGAGGAGGAGUAUCAAAAUUACAUUGACAAUGACUUUGCAUUUAGAGAGGAUAAUAUCGAAGAAAUUGAAUACAGAAAGAAAAAGGACAAUUACAUAGCAAUUGACAAAAACUUGCUUGAUUACAAACAUAAUACGUAAUCCAUAAAAUCUCAUCAUGUAAAGGGUAAAUUAUCUGAAUAUUCUCAAAAUCCUGCAGAAAGCCAUAAACAAAGAUAAAAAAGCUAAAAUCAAGAUGAAAUAAAUUCAAAUAAAAGCCCAAGGGUAAUUAUACCUACUACUCUGUAAACUGUUGAGAGAGUUCUAACUAAGUCUAAUUCAAAUGAUAACCUCUCUAGGAUCCAUAAGGGUCCUCUGAGUUAGAGAUCUAAUAAUUCUAACUAGAGCAAUUAAACAGAUGUAAAUUCAAGAGUCAAAUAAUAAUUAAAGUAUGCGAAGAAAUUAAUAGCUGAGCGCAGAGUUAGAAGUAUUCAAAAUUAAUUUCAACAAUAGUAUCAGCAACAAUCUUAAAAUGAGCCAUAGUUACCUUAAUUUAUAACUUCCGGAAAUAACUAGGAUUUUAGCUUUGGUGGUUAUCACCAAAGUGCUAAUAUAAAAAGUUAUAGAGGAAGUUUAUUAGAUCCUUAAUAUCCAACUAGUGAUGAUGGCUCAUCUUAAGGAAAAAGAUCGGCAAAAUCUUAAAACGAGCAAAGUUUGAAUCAUCUUCCAAAGAGUAAACGGAGGGUAGUAAAGGAACGUAAAAUGCACACACCAAUCGAUGAAUUAUAGGAGGAAGAUGAAAUUUCAAUAAAUGAUAAUCUUAGUGAUGAUGAAUACGAUGAUGCUUAAGGUCUUGAAGAGCAACAAGAACGAUAAGAAAGAUAAAACAGUAAAGCUAGAAAUACCUAAACUCCUUCAUUCGUUGAAAACUCAGGUGGUUAAGCUUCAAACAUUCCCAAUAUACAUAUUCCAAAUCCAAUUACAAAUAACAAAAUGGAGGAUUUGAAUGAAUACUACAAAAAGAAUACAGUAUCACCAAAACCAAUGGUCUCAAAGGACUAAAUAAAGGACUUUCAAAAAAAUUUUAAGAGAAAAAUUCUUCUCAAAUAAAUAAUUAAAAAUAAUGAAAUAAUAAGGAAAGAUGAUGAAAUAAAGAUACCCAUUGAGAGACCAAAAUCUUGUGACAAAGUUUCUUCAGGGACUUAAAAUGUUAACAUUUAUAUUGGUAACUACACAAAUUUAAACAUAGAUCCUUAAGUAUUUUACCAUCCUUAAUAAUAACAAGUAGAUUAGUAGGAUUUAAAUUCAAUUUUAUAAAAUUCUAUGGCUUAGGCUAUUCCAUAGUAAAACACAUUAAACUUAAAAAUUCAAGAAUUAGCUAAGAAACAGGCUUUAAAUUCCUAGACUAGUUCUUUGCUUAAGAAAUUUUAGAAAAUUUAGUCAAAAUAAAUUACUAAAACGAUGCAGAGCUAAGAAGUUUUUGAUAUGCCCACGGCUUCUCAAGCACAGAAUACAAUACAAAAUAUGACUAGAAAUGACUUCUUGUCCUAAAAUUCAUCCAACUUUAAUCACAUUUUAUUUUCAAGUGGAUCAAUGAGCGCUAGAACUAAUAAUAAGUCUUAAAGAGGAGAAAUUUAAUCAAAUCUUAAACAAGUUUAAUACAAAUAAAACUAGCCAUUUGUUAAAACACUAAAUGCCUAAGGUUCUUAGUCUAAUUUAUCAAAAGUAAAAUCAUAAAUAAUGGGAGAGUCAAUAGGAAGAUAAUCAGUAAAUAUGCAAUAACAAAAUAAUGUGCUUUAGAAUGUAUCUUCGUUAAAUAAUAUCACACAAACUCUUAAUAAGGGUAUAACAACAAGGAAUCAGGCAUAUUAAUGCGGAAAUUUGACAGCGAGACCUUCAACCUAAGUGAAACAAAGACCAGUCACUAAGAACUCUUAUGGCAUUCUUUAUUAAUCUACAACAAGCAUUGGACAAACUUAAAGUAAGGUUAUCGUCACAGGAGGAGUACCUUUAACUUCAAGAGCUGGAGAAAGAUAUCAAGGAGAGGAUAUUAACAGAGUCUCAAAAGGAAGUUCGAGUAGAAACAGAAGAGCCAGCAAUAAAUAAUAGAGUAGUAGCAAUAGCAAUCUUAAUUUAGAUUGA
Molecule: messenger RNA, 2163 nt
Organism: Stylonychia lemnae
Lineage: Eukaryota; Ciliophora; Spirotrichea; Sporadotrichida; Oxytrichidae
Source: the annotation of a GenBank genome assembly